GUAAGUGCCUCAAACAGACACAGACAACAGGCAGAGACACAAACAACAGCUCGUCUUUCAUUGAGAGCUAAAUGGAGACUGAGCCGGGUAUCGUGUCUCCCUUCAAGCGUGUGUUUCUGAAGGGAGAAAAGGGUAGAGAUAAAAAGGCUCAGGAGAAGACUACAGAACGCCGUGCCCUCCACACCUUCUCCCUCUCCCUCCCCGACCACCGCAUCGACCCUGACAUCCUGCUCAAUGACUACGUAGAGAAGGAAGUCAAGUACUUGGGCCAGCUGACAUCAGUACCAGGAUACCUGAACCCCUCCAGUCGAACAGAGGUGCUACAGCUCAUUGACAAUGCCAGGAAGUCCCACCAGUUGGCGGGUCAGCUUACUUCGGAGCAGGAUGCAGUGGUCAGUCUGUCGGCCUAUAAUGUGAAGCUGGUGUGGCGGGAUGGAGAGGAUAUCAUACUGCGUGUUCCCAUCCACGACAUCGCUGCCGUGGCAUACAUACGAGACGAUUCACUGCACCUGGUGGUGCUCAAGACAGCCCAGGAGGCAGGUGUGUCCCCGUGUCCCAGUACCUGUCCUGACCUGUCGAAGUCCCAGACCCUCAGCUCUCUGUCUGAGAGUGGGGCUGUACUGGUAGAGGUCUGCUGUCUGCUAGUACUGGCUGUAGACAACAAGACAGCAGCAGAGGAGCUGUGUCUCCUUCUCAGCCAGGUGUUUCAGAUAGUUUAUACGGAGUCCACUAUAGACUUCCUGGACAGAGCCAUCUUUGACGGAGCCACCACCCCUACCAGACACCUCUCUCUCUACAGUGACGACUCUUCAAGCAAGGUGGACCUAAAGGAAUCAUUCGAAGCAGAGGCCAGCACCUUGGCGGUGGUUCUCAGGGCGGUGGUUCUCAGGGCGGUGGUUCUCAGGCGGUGGUUCUCAGGCGGUGGUUCUCAGGCGGUGGUUCUCAGAGUGGUGGUUCUCAGAGUGGUGGUUCUCAGGCGGUGGUUCUCAGGGUGGUGGUUCUCAGGCUGUGGUUCUCAGGCGGUGGUUCUCAGGGCAGUGGUUCUCAGGCUGUGGUUCUCAGGCGGUGGUUCUCAGGCUGUGGUUCUCAGGGCGGUGGUUCUCAGGCUGUGGUUCUCAGGCUGUGGUUCUCAGGCUGUGUUGCGUACCAAGUUGUCGUCUCAGGAGAUCCAGCAGUUUGCUACUCUUCUUCAUGAGUACCGUAACGGAGCGUCCGUCCAUGAGUUCUGUAUCAACCUUCGCCAGCUCUACGGGGACAGCAGGAAGUUCCUCCUACUAGGUCUGAGGCCGUUCAUCCCAGAGAAGGACAGCCAACACUUUGAGAACUUCCUGGAGACCAUCGGUGUCAAGGACGGUCGUGGCAUCAUCACUGACAGCUUCGGGCGCUACCGCCGCACCGCCAGCUCCGCCUCCGACUCAACCACCAAUGGGAACGGGGCGGUGGGAGGGGACGGGGGUGGGUCUGACGAAGGGCUUGUGCCCUCCGAAGGAGACGAAUGGGACCGCAUGAUCUCUGAUAUCAAGCAGUUCACACCGGACAUCCCCGCAGUUCACGGACAUCCCAAAGUGACCUCAAGAGCAGUUCACACACCGGACAUCCCAAGAGUAUUGACCUCAAGAGCAGUUCACACCGGACAUCCAAGAGUUCCUAUUGACCUCAAGCAGUUUCACACGGACAUCCCGAGUAUUGGCACAGUUCACGGACAUCCCAAGAGUAUUGACCUCAAGAGCAGUUCACCGGACAUCCCAAAAAUUAUUGACCUCCUCAAGAGCAGUUCACACAUCGGACAUCCCAAGAGUAUUGACCUCAGGCAGUUCACACCGGACAUCCCAAGAGUAUUGACCUCAGAGCAGUUCACACCGGACAUCCCAAGAGUAUUGACCUCAAGAGCAGUUCACACGGACAUCCAGAGUAUUGACCUCAGAGCAGUUCACACCAAGGACAUGACCCAAAGGCAAUUCACCUCAAGAGCCUCAUCCCUCCCCUCUUUCUCUCCCUCCUCCCUCUUUUCCUCUAAGUUGCGUACCAAGUUGUCGUCUCAGGAGAUCCAGCAGUUUGCUACUCUUCUUCAUGAGUACCGUAACGGAGCGUCCGUCCAUGAGUUCUGUAUCAACCUUCGCCAGCUCUACGGGGACAGCAGGAAGUUCCUCCUACUAGGUCUGAGGCCGUUCAUCCCAGAGAAGGACAGCCAACACUUUGAGAACUUCCUGGAGACCAUCGGUGUCAAGGACGGUCGUGGCAUCAUCACUGACAGCUUCGGACGCUACCGCCGCACCGCCAGCUCCGCCUCCGACUCAACCACCAAUGGGAACGGGGCGGUGGGAGGGGACGGGGGUGGGUCUGACGAAGGGCUUGUGCCCUCCGAAGGAGACGAAUGGGACCGCAUGAUCUCUGAUAUCAGUAAUGAUAUAGAGGCACUGGGCGUCAGUAUGGACCAAGAGGGGUCACACCCUAGCCUCUAACCCCUACCAUCGAGCCUGUGCUGCAGUAUGUACCAAGAGGGGUCACACCCUAGACCCUACUCCCUACCAUCGAGCCUGUGCUGCAGUAUGUACCAAGAGGGGUCACACCCUAGCCUCUAACCCCUACCAUCGAGCCUGUGCUGCAGUAUGUACCAAGAGGGGUCACACCCUAGACCCUACUCCCUACCAUCGAGACUGUGCUGCAGUAUGUACCAAGAGGGGUCACACCCUAGACCCUACUCCCUACCAUCGAGACUGUGCUGCAGUAUGUACCAAGAGGAGUCACACCCUAGACCCUACUCCCUACCAUCGAAACUGUGCUGCAGUAUGUACCAAGAGGGGUCACACCCUAGACCCUAAACCCUUCUCCCUAUGCCUUAACUCAUACCCCCUAGUCCCUACUCGUCCUAAACCAAGAGAGAGGACGAUCCAGCCAGCCCAGAUCCAACCCCCUGAUGAUGACAUGCUGUGCAUUGUGGCCAAUCAGCUUUCAGUGUGAGCCAGCGUGGGGCCAAUCCGCUCGGCCUUUUAAAGAAAACUUUAUUGAUCCAUUCGUAGUGGUUUUUACUUUUAAGUCUCUGGAGUUUUGAUUGUUAUUGGCAGCAUCUGCCAUCAGUGACCAGGAUGAAGCUGAGUCGCCCUCCUGAGGGCAGCCAUCAUGAAUACCCACAAUGCUCUGUCUGGUGUCUCGCUUCACAAUGGGUGCGUUUGACAUUGCAGCCGACUUUAAAAGGCGAGUCGAGCCCAACUGAUCUACAAAUCACCUUAGAUCAUAAAAAAACGACCGACUCGAUAAUUAUAUGUGGGUCAAAUCAGUCCCUUCAUACAGCUUCUGCUGCUCUGGAACACGACCAAUCGGAGUCUGUGGGUGCGCUGUACAGGAAGUAAGGGUACCAUUUGACACGCAGACCAGAAGAUGUGCCUGGACACAGAAUAGUGAAUAUUUUAUAAUGACUUAGGUUUGUGUAUGUAGUAGUUAGCCUGUAUUUCUGUUCGUUAAGGUCAAUCAUUAACCUUCUAUACAGUCUCAGCCCUGUCUAAGACUGGGGGCGAGGUGGGGUUCUACUCUGCUAACAUAUGGGGUUCUACUCUAACAUAUGGAGGUGGGGUUCUAGUCUGCUAACAUAUGGAGGUGGGGUUCUACUCUGCUAACAUAUGGGGUUCUACUCUGCUAACAUAUGGAGGUGGGGUUCUACUCUGCUAACAUAUGGAGGUGGGGUUCUACUCUGCUAACAUAUGGAGGUGGGGUUCUACUCUGCUAACAUAUGGAGGUGGGGUUCUACUCUGCUAACAUAUGGAGGUGGGGUUCUACUCUAACAUAUGGAGGUGGGGUUCUAGUCUGCUGACAUAUGGAGGUGGGGUUCUACUCUGCUAACAUAUGGAGGGGGGUUCUACUCUGCUAACAUAUGGAGGUGGGGUUCUAGUCUGCUAACAUAUGGGGUUCUACUCUAACAUAUGGAGGUGGGGUUCUAGUCUGCUAACAUAUGGAGGUGGGGUUCUACUCUGCUGACAUAUGGAGGUGGGGUUCUAGUCUGCUGACAUAUGGAGGUGGGGUUCUACUCUGCUAACAUAUGGAGGUGGGGUUCUACUCUGCUAACAUAUGGAGGUGGGGUUCUACUCUGCUAACAUAUGGAGGUGGGGUUCUACUCUGCUAACAUAUGGAGGUGGGGUUCUACUCUGCUAACAUAUGGAGGUGGGGUUCUACUCUGCUAACAUAUGGAGGUGGGGUUCUACUCUGCUAACAUAUGGAGGUGGGGUUCUAGUCUGCUAACAUAUGGAGGUGGGGUUCUACUCUGCUAACAUAUGGAGGUGGGGUUCUAGUCUGCUAACAUAUGGAGGUGGGGUUCUAGUCUGCUAACAUAUGGAGGUGGGGUUCUACUCUGCUAACAUAUGGAGGUGGGGUUCUACUCUGCUAACAUAUGGAGGUGGGGUUCUACUCUGCUAACAUAUGGAGGUGGGGUUCUACUCUAACAUAUGGAAUUGUUUUAAGAGGGUCAUACCGAGAACAUUUAGCUUUUUGAUUUUAAGAUCCCUUGAAAUAUAAAGAAAAUAUAUAAAACUGA
This is a messenger RNA of Oncorhynchus gorbuscha (pink salmon), 4525 nucleotides long. Its product is annotated as cerebral cavernous malformations protein 2 homolog. Gene Ontology annotation, biological process: heart development; vasculogenesis. The transcript has 15 exons. The coding region runs from base 72 to 2462 and encodes 796 amino acids. Lineage: Eukaryota; Metazoa; Chordata; Actinopteri; Salmoniformes; Salmonidae. The record is from RefSeq and is a predicted model, not a curated record.